Messenger RNA from Cucurbita pepo subsp. pepo (vegetable marrow), 1312 nucleotides. RefSeq lists its product as uncharacterized. Lineage: Eukaryota; Viridiplantae; Streptophyta; Magnoliopsida; Cucurbitales; Cucurbitaceae. The record is from RefSeq and is a predicted model, not a curated record.
CAAGUAUGAUUAAUCCUUCAAUUCAUUAAAAUCAUCAUCGUAUAUAUAUAUUUACCUGUCCUACGCCAUUGGAAUCGACCCAUUCAUUCACUCACACACCUUUCUCUCACUAUAAUGGGACGCCAUUCUUGCUGUCUGAAGCAGAAACUAAGGAAAGGCCUCUGGUCGCCGGAGGAAGACGAAAAGCUCUUCAAUUACAUCACUAGAUUCGGCGUUGGCUGCUGGAGUUCUGUCCCAAAACUUGCUGGUUUGCAGAGAUGUGGGAAGAGCUGUCGGCUGCGGUGGAUUAACUACUUGAGGCCUGAUUUGAAGCGAGGAAUGUUCUCCCAACAAGAAGAGGAUCUCAUUAUAAGUCUCCACGAAGUGUUGGGAAACAGAUGGGCACAAAUUGCGGCGCAGUUACCAGGAAGAACAGACAAUGAAAUCAAGAAUUUUUGGAAUUCAAGUUUGAAAAAGAAGCUAAUGAAGCAAGGAAUUGAUCCGAACACUCACAAACCUUUGAUCAAAGAGAUUAAAGAGAAGAAAAUCUUCGAAGACAAGGAAUUCACCCAAAUCCCACCGGUUCCAGGACUUUCCGGCGGCAUCUCCGCCAUACCCACUCAAAAUCCAGCAUUUCUCAUCGGCGGUGCUGAGUACUACGACGGCGGAAUGACGGCGCCGCCACACCGUGACCAUUUCUUAAACAAACAAGCCCUUGAUUCCCUCUGUUUUUUCGAGUUCCAAACAGGGCUAGACUCGAAUUUCGGGUUCAAUUCAGUGCCGAGUUUGACAAAUUCCGACCAUGGGAGCUUGUCGGGGACAGAAUUCUCCGACAAUUCUGGAGGAUUCUACAUGAACAACAACAACAACAACAGAGUGGAUAAUUCGACACUUUGUUCGUGGGAAAACGAGAAUAAAUUGGAGAGUUUUUUCCAGAUUCAUGUGGAUAAUCAUAAUAAUGUGGUGAAGUCCGAGGAAUUGAAGACAGUAACAGGAAGUUCAGUGGUUGAUGGGCAGCUGAUUCAGAGUCGAAGCUCAGUAGAUUUCAGUAGCUAUCCAUUAACGUCACUGACACAAGCCAUUGUUGGAGGCAACUUUGAUGUCUUCCACCAUUUGUGAACUAAUUGUACAUUCAAUCCUUCUCUCUCUUAAAAAAUACACACAGAUGUUGAUAGUAAUAGGGAUUUCCCAAGAGAAAAAAAAAAAAGGUUUGAUUUUUUUUUUUCUUUUUCCUUUUUGUUCUUGUAAUUCUCUUCUAUUUUCCACUUCUUUUGUUAUAUUUUGAUUUUAUGAUGAGUUGAAAUAAUGUGAAAGAGUGAAUCUUUGAUUUCUA